UCUCCAAAAUGGCCGAGGGCCCAGCCCUCAGGCCGAAACCCGACUCCUCCCGGCCCCACCUCCUAACUUUAUUGGCGAGACGGGCUCGGCCGCGAUUGGUGAUUGGCUGCUUGCGAGAUGGCUGCGUGUGUGGCGGAAGCUCGGCCCAAGAUCGGAGGCUUGGCUGGGGAAUGUGGAGAACGGGGAUGGCUGCUGGGGAAGGCCUGGGACCGGCGCUCAGGACGGUUAAGGAGCGGGUGCAGCAGGCGGCGGCCCGUAGGCCCCAGGCCUUGCCUGCUAUACAGCCUCGCCUCGUAGCUGUCAGUAAAACGAAGCCUGCGGAAAUGGUGAUAGAGGCUUACAACUAUGGGCAGCGCAGCUUUGGAGAAAACUAUGUCCAAGAAUUGCUAGAGAAGGCAUCAGACUCCAAAAUUCUUUCUUCGUGUCCGGAGAUUAAAUGGCAUUUCAUAGGCCACCUGCAGAAACACAAUGUCAACAAACUCAUUGCGGUACCUAACCUCUUUAUGCUGGAAACGGUGGAUUCCCUAAAACUAGCAGACAGAGUGAAUGGGUCUUGGCAGAAGAAGGGCUAUUCAGAGAGGCUAAAGGUCAUGGUGCAAGUGAACACCAGCGGAGAAGACAGUAAGCAUGGGCUACCACCUGGAGAAACCGUGACAACAGUGGCGCAUAUCCUCCAGAAGUGUCCCAGCCUGGAAUUUGCGGGUCUGAUGACAAUUGGCAGCUUUGGUCACGACCUCAGUAAGGGGCCCAAUCCUGACUUCCAGAUGUUGCUAUCCUUGCGUCAGGAGCUGUGCGAAAAGCUCAGUAUCCCCACUGAAAAUAUUGAGCUGAGCAUGGGGAUGUCUACAGACUUCCAGCAUGCAAUUGAAGUUGGAUCCACAAACGUUAGGAUUGGAAGCACCAUCUUUGGAGAGCGCAUUUACCCCAACAAGCCUUCCAGCGACAAAGCCCCGAGAGAGAUCAAAGGCCAGCUGGAGAAUUUGACGGUGCAGGAGCACUAACUGAGAAGGCCUUCACGAUUUCUUCCACGGGGAAGGGAAUCCUUGCUGAUAGACCUUACUAUGCACUUGACUUUCCCUUUCUGCUGACGGCUGUGGGGCACCAUCAGGUAAUCAGUGGGCGUCGCAGGCACUUCGUCACCUGUAAUUUUAAUAUUGUUAUAUCCAUAGAAAGUGAAUUUUUUUAACCAGCAAAUGGAACACCUGUGAUUGAUGAGUUACUUUUGGUACCUUAGCUACAGUGACUGUAGAUAGCUCUACUGGAGAACCAGCUGACUUAAGCCCUACUAGGUCUGGGCAUGAAACAUUUCCAGCAGUGACCAUUAUACAUUUCUAAUCUGAAACGUGGGUUUCUUCUUUCCCCGAGGUGGAAAUCCCUCUGCAGGGAUGCCUCUGGGCGUGCUUCACCCUUUAUCCCCCAUCACCACCACCCCAGCGAAAUGCUUUAUGGGUAACUGCUGUGCUGUGUGUAAACAGAACCAUCCUUGCAGAGGUUUCUCUCGUAGACCCUUUAAUGACACUAAAGAGCACCUGCUCAAUGUGGGUGGUACACUGAAGAAAGAUUAAGAAUCCACUUGCAAGCUUUAGGUGAUGGUAGCUGUGAGCCAGAGGUCUGGAAAACGUUUAGGUUGAGCUCAUCCUCUAAAGACUGCCAUUGCCAGUUCUGAUGAUCGGCUACAUAUUGCUUUCUCUCUCUCUUUGAAAUGUCCCUUUUCCCUAUCCUCGGGUAAAUUGAUGGUUGGAGUAGUUCUGCUAGGUAAGCGUAAUGUUCUGCUAGCCAAAGCCAGGAACUCCUGACUCUGCCGCUGACUUGCUUUGUGAUCUUGGCCAAGUCGCUUAACCAUACUGUGCCUGUGUCCCCUAUAUGAGAAACGGGGCUAACCUACCUCACGUGGGAGACGGAGAGGCUGCUGCGCGUGGAAAGUUCUUUGAAACACCCCACCCUCCCCCAAACCCACCCACCCUGGAAGAACGGCAGUACUACAGACUAGAACAGUCUCAGACAGAAGGCCAAACAAAAUCUUAACAGCUGGCAGUGAUUUGCACACUUGUCUGCAUUUGUAUGAGGCGUGUGUGGCAGGGCAGCUUGAGCGGUGAGUCUGCAAGUGACACAUAUGCAAAAGAAUGGUGAACUCCAGGCAACCGGUGAACUCUCAGAUUUUAAUGCAAAAUAUCAUUAUCUCUGGCGCUGGGUCCCAAGCGGUAGAAAGUAGCAAUGGGUUGAAUCCCUACUGUACAUAUCAUUGAAACUCAUUAAAGCAGCCAUGACUCUUGCUUCACUAAGGCCUCAUCUUCAGUAUUCGUCCCUCCUCCUCUGCAGCAUCUCCAAACAGUGAAAAUGUUUACAGUGGAAUCUUGUUCUGUAACUCACCUGUUGACAAUCUACUUGAAGGGCCAGUCUGCUGCUGUCAAUGACUUUAGUCCCUGAUAGGAAUUGCCCUCCUUGCCCCUUCCUCCUCUUUCCCCUACAGCAAAAAGGGUGUGUCUUUGGGUUAAUCGAGUGGUGUGUCUUUGGCUUUAUUGUGGGCCGGAACCUUAACUCAGUGCUGGAGCACGCAUUUGGCACACACCAGGUAUGCUUUAACUUGGAUUCCUGCACUGAGUGUGGGGUUGGACUAGAUGGCCUUACAGGUCCCUUCCAGCUCUACUAUUCUAUGAUUCUAAGGUUCCAGUUACAACAGUGAGGCAACAGGUAAUGGGGAAGAUCUCUCUCUCUCUGUGCUUGAGAUCCUGGACAGCCACUGCCUUGAAGCACAGGGACAGAUGGAUAAGUGGCCUGGUCUAAGGCAGCACCCUCUGUUCCUAGCUGUGGGACUUGAUUUUUCACGCCCUGGACACUGAAUGUAACUUCAGAGAACAAACACCCAGCCUGCUAAUGUCUCACUCUGUAGGUGCAGUGCCAAAUGCAGUCCAAUCUCCCCCCCCCCCCAGCGCCCAAGCUCUGCAGUGCAGUGUUGUCAUGUAUGUUAAGAAUACAACCAGUUGUGGAUCAGAAUACUGUACCAUCUGUGCCAGUUACUAAGCUAUUAAAGAUGUUAUUUUUCUUCUUCUUC
Molecule: messenger RNA, 3052 nt
Organism: Rhineura floridana
Lineage: Eukaryota; Metazoa; Chordata; Lepidosauria; Squamata; Rhineuridae
Gene: PLPBP
Product: pyridoxal phosphate binding protein
Exons: 8
Coding region: 9-1001 (330 amino acids)
Cellular component (GO): intracellular anatomical structure
Molecular function (GO): pyridoxal phosphate binding
Source: RefSeq, a predicted model, not a curated record